Messenger RNA from Fomitopsis serialis, 1314 nucleotides. RefSeq lists its product as uncharacterized. The coding region runs from base 62 to 955 and encodes 297 amino acids. The transcript has 4 exons. Gene Ontology annotation, molecular function: DNA binding. The record is from RefSeq and is a predicted model, not a curated record. NCBI's taxonomy places the organism in Eukaryota, Fungi, Basidiomycota, Agaricomycetes, Polyporales, Fomitopsidaceae.
UUGGCGUCCCCGCAUGAUGCCCACGUCCCCCUUCUCAACACCCAUCUGAACCCUCAAGACCAUGCCCGUCGAACGCACCGGAUCCGUACUUUCCUGCUCCUCGCUCGACUCGUCCUCCAUCGGCUCGGUCGACUCGGUCGAGGAGUGCUCACCACCCGAAGUCGAACAAGCCCGCGGGAGAGAUCCCUUCGCACGAAGGCGCCUCCAGCACGAACAGACGGUCACGCAUCCCUCCAAAGAUGUUCGCACUGCGCUCGCUGCAGAGCUCGGAAUCGAACUCAAGACCGUCAGCGCGUGGUUUCAAAACAGGCGGCGCAGCGUUAAGAAGAAGUCCCUCGUCUGGACACGGAGCGCAUACCCUGCCCACUCAGGGAAGAGACACCUCUCGAGAACAGGGUCCGCAAUUUCUUUGGACUGCGUCGUGUCUUCUCGAGAGCGGAAAUCCACACCCGAGCCCGAGGUUGCGUCCCCAGUACGACCACCUCUCACCCCGCGCCGCGUCAACGCACUUCGACGCUACGCAUCUCCCAACUGUCUUCCACCCCCAACGAACCUUUGGGAGCAUAUACCGUCGUCGCCUCCUGCUCCGCCAUCUUCUCCUGGCGUCGAUGGUAUGCGUUUAUCUGCACUGCCAAGACGGACAAAGUCGCUGCGGUCACUUGAAUGGGCAUGUGCGAAAGCGAGGGGAAAUAAGACACCUCACCCGGACGUCUUGGACGAAGAAGACUACGACGUACCGAUGCUGAUCCUCGACGGAGAGCCCAGGGGGGCGGACGGAGACGGCGAGGAGACGGAAACGGAAGAAUACGAGGCGAUUACGCCAGACGUCAGCGCGGUGCAACUGCAGUCACCGCCAGCAUCGCUGCUCAACAAACGCGACGACGACGUCGCACCGGCCCAGGAUAUGGAGGCCGCCAUGGCCCUCCUUGGGUUUAUGGGUCGGCCAUUAUUAUGAUCGUCUCGCUGUGCAUUGCAAGUCUUCGAAAGGACGGUUGGAAGGUACUUUGUUCUUCAUAAUGUGACGCGUGUAGUUUGGACUGAGCACGAAACGACUUCCACGAGUACGUAUGGUGUACUGCAUUCCUGGUGCAUACGUGUUGUUGUAGGUUACAGACAUGUACGUGCCUCGGAAACGAGGUUUGUAGGAACAGCUUACUGUCUCCUUCAUAAUGACUUUAUCAUCAUUUCGCUAUAAGCUGACGAGAAUUUUUUCACUGGGGAAACGGCCAGCGCUGAGCGAACCGAACACCAACCGCGGCUUGAACCCGGUCACGGGAUCGCGACGCGUCUCGACGGUGGCGGAGGCUGGCCGUG